Molecule: messenger RNA, 1343 nt
Organism: Daphnia pulex (common water flea)
Lineage: Eukaryota; Metazoa; Arthropoda; Branchiopoda; Diplostraca; Daphniidae
Gene: Rae1
Product: protein Rae1-like
Exons: 5
Coding region: 175-1269 (364 amino acids)
Biological process (GO): transcription-dependent tethering of RNA polymerase II gene DNA at nuclear periphery; RNA export from nucleus
Cellular component (GO): nuclear pore
Molecular function (GO): RNA binding; ubiquitin binding
Source: RefSeq, a predicted model, not a curated record
CUGAUUCCCGCCGUCCCGCGUUUUUUUAGCAGCCGGCAUUCCAUUUUUCCACAAGACUAGUGCUGUACUGGUUUCAAUCAAUUCAAGUGCAACUUUGAACUUUCACACGUCUUUUUACUUAAACUUGGGCUUGAUUAAUUCUUGUCGUCGAACUAGUUCUUUGAGGAUCCGAAAAUGUUUGGUUCUACGGGAUUUGGAGGAAACAGUUUUAUGGGGAGCAAUGUAGUUACAGCCCCAACCAACCAUAACCCAAUGAAAGAUUUUGAAAUAAUGUCUCCUCCAGACGAUUCUGUUUCGUGCUUAGCUUUCAGUCCAGCUUCAAUUCCUCAAAAUUUUUUGAUUGCUGGUAGCUGGGAUAACCAUGUCAGAUGCUGGGAAAUUGAUCAGACUGGCAAGUCCAUACCAAAAUCUCAGGAAACCAUGCAGGGGCCAGUUCUUGAUGUUGCUUGGAGUGAUGAUGGAAGUAGAGUGUUUAUGGCUGGAUGUGAUAAACAGGCGAAAUGCUGGGACUUGGGUUCUAAUCAAUCUAUUCAGGUUGCCGCUCAUGAAGCUUCUAUUAAAACUUGCCACUGGAUCAAAUCACACAAUUAUUCGUGUCUCAUGACUGGAUCCUGGGAUAAAACACUCAAAUUUUGGGAUUUACGUCAACAGUCUCCUAUCCUAACCAUCAAUUUGCCUGAACGCUGCUACUGUGCUGAUGUCGAAUACCCAGUCGCUGUUGUGUCAACCGCUUCUCGGAACUUGAUUGUUUAUCAACUUGAGAAUACUCCAAGUGAAGCUAAAAGGAUUGAAUCCCCAUUGAAAUAUCAGCAUCGCUGUGUCUCCAUCUUCAAGGAUAAAAAGGGAAUGCCUACUGGAUUUGCUCUUGGCAGCAUUGAGGGAAGAGUUGCUAUUCAGUACAUCAACCCUCAAAACCCAAAGGACAACUUCACCUUCAAGUGCCACCGAUCAAAUGGAACCAAUCAACAAUACCAAGAUAUCUAUGCUGUCAAUGAUAUAAAGUUUCAUCCAGUACAUGGUACAUUGGCCACUGCUGGUUCUGAUGGAAGGUUCUCCUUUUGGGACAAGGAUUCUCGAACCAAGUUGAAGACUUCCGAACAGUUGGAGCAAUCAAUCACCGCUUGCUGUUUCAAUCGUGACGGCCAAAUAUUUGCUUAUGCUGUUAGCUAUGAUUGGUCGAAAGGGCAUGAAUUCAAUAAUCCUCAGAAAAAGAACUACAUCUUCUUACAUUCUUGUUAUGACGAAAUGAAACCUCGCCAAAAGUCAUGAUUUAAUUGUUUUAUGUCUCUUCCAGCUUUCCUUGUUUUGUAUUUUACUUGAAUACAUAAAAAUUCAACAAUUAA